AUGAAGAGGCCAAACAGCGCUAAGCAGGGCGGACUCCAGCCGGGCGUGGAGCGCUCGCCGCAGGCUCCGCCCGCCCGCACAGCCCCGCCCUGCGGCCGAGCACUGGUGCCAGCGGCUCCAACCGCAGUUCCUGCGUCCCGGGCGGCAGGGCCAGGCGCGGCUCCCGGACGAGUGACCAACACCGAGCGGGACAGCCGCAGGCGGGCGGGCGGGGCCGGGAGCUCCGGGACCGUCACCCCGGAGGGCGCCGCACGAGGCGGAGGGGUCGUCGCGCCUCCGACCCGGCCGCAAGGCGGCGCCACGGUCCGGCAGCGCUCGGGGCGGAGUCUGGGGUGCGCGGCCAGCCGACCGCGCUCGCGGAGGAGGAGGGUCCCCGCCGGUCCCGCCUCCGGGCGCGGCGCGCGCGGUCCCCGGGCCUGUGGAUCCGCGGCCGGGCGCUCAGGCCCUGCCGCCGGGGGUCGCCAGAGAGCCGCCGCCCCACGCAUGCCCGCCCCGGAGCCCCGAGAGCUCAGCGCCAGGCCCCGGAAGAUCGUGUUUGCCGACGAGCUGCGCCCCCGGGCGCCACUGCACCCGGAGAAGCGAGUCAGAGAUCUGGGACUCCGCCCCAACCCAGUGCCCGACUACAAACUUAAGUACCCACCAGUGGCCAGCAGGAAGGACCGGAGCCGCUAUGCCGCAGUGUUCCAGGACCAGUACGGAGAGUUCGCGGAGCUCCAGCGGGAGGUGGGGGCCACGCAGGCUAAGCUCCAGCAACUGGAGGCCCUGCUGCUGUCACUGCCCGCGCCGCGAAGCCAGAAGGAGCUUCGCAUGGCAGCUCGUGUCAGGAGAGAGUUUGAGAAGAAGCGGGUGGAUCCUGGCUUCCUGGAUAAGCAGGCUCGCUGUAACUACCUGAAGGGUAAACUGAGGCACCUCAAGGCCCAGAUCCGCAAAUUUGAUGACCAACGGGACAGCGACAGUGAAGCCUCCGUGUACUUCUGAGUGUCCUGGAGAUGGUGGCCAGCUCCUCCUCCCAUAGGGAACCACACCAGUUCUUCCAGGGGAAGCAAAUCCUGUUGAGAAUCCCAGAGAAUUAAACAUGGAUUAGACACCUA
Molecule: messenger RNA, 1091 nt
Organism: Mastomys coucha (southern multimammate mouse)
Lineage: Eukaryota; Metazoa; Chordata; Mammalia; Rodentia; Muridae
Gene: Ocel1
Product: occludin/ELL domain containing 1
Exons: 5
Coding region: 1-978 (325 amino acids)
Biological process (GO): bicellular tight junction assembly
Cellular component (GO): cytoplasmic vesicle; bicellular tight junction; apical plasma membrane
Source: RefSeq, a predicted model, not a curated record